Messenger RNA from Theileria equi strain WA, 2409 nucleotides. RefSeq lists its product as hypothetical. The record is from RefSeq and is a predicted model, not a curated record. The transcript has a single exon. The coding region runs from base 1 to 2409 and encodes 802 amino acids. NCBI's taxonomy places the organism in Eukaryota, Apicomplexa, Aconoidasida, Piroplasmida, Theileriidae.
AUGAUCAGUGAUAACCUAAUAGACGCGCCGAGCACGUCCUUUUACCCAAAUGCUCCGCCCUCACCAUUCAACUCAAAGCCAGAAAAGAAAAGGCUCAAGAUGAGCGAGUUUGAAAUGUGGAGAUACGCCUACUCGCUAGUCAAGAAUGGUUAUAGCAUACUGGCACCUGAACCUUCUCAGAGGAGUCGCAGCUACCGCGAUCUCAUCCUACAGGAAAUGAACUGGAUGGCCAUAGAUUACUACCAAGAGAGACGCUGGAAAACGCACGUAGCAAAGGAACUUUCAGGCUCGAUUAACAAGGCUAUUCGUGACAAGAGAAAGCUCAAACGGGAUUGGCCAGCCAGACUCUGUUCCUACCAUGUGACCAAGUUCUGGUCAAAUUUGCAGGCGUCCAGCCAAAUUACCGAUGGACUACGUGAUUACUGUUCAAGACUGGUAAAGAAUACCGGCGUACCAGACUUGUCUUUAGAGUUUAUGGAAGAUGUUCCAAAUGAAGAGGCUGACCUGCUAGCUGUCACCGUGCCACUUUGCAAGAAUAUUUCUACAAACGUGGUCAAAGUAUCAAAGAAUGAAGUAAUGAAUACAACUGUAACACAUCUUUUGGGGCUGGGUGCGGAGCUGUAUCCGCAAAUUUAUAGGCCGCCAGAUGAUGAUUUGGAUGUCUUCACACUUCCGGCUCUACAACCAAAGCAUGAACACGAUUACAACACACUCAUGCUGCUUAUCCACACACUCAAGGGAAACAAUUCUCCAAUGAUACCAAAGCAUGAACAAUUAAAUGUCUAUGCCAAUGUGAGUCGAACUUUUCCUCCGCAGACAUCAUUUGGGUCAAUGCUACCCAUUAGACGUAUACCAAGGGAUGAUAUUGACCCAUUCUGUCUCUCUGUAAACUAUCGCGAUUUCAUAGAAACACCACCUGCACAACCCGCAAAUACACAAAAGCUUGUUUUAAAGUGGGAUGAAGUUGUUCCCAAUGAAAAUGACUUUGAACUAUUGGACAGUUGGAUGCUACGUGACUGUUGUUGGCCCCUAAUUUCUAUCGCUUUGAACUUGAGGUCAAGUUCUGGAGGCCUUUUGCGUCGUGAAUUUCACCCACAAACAUGUGAAGCAGUCUUUUCCAAGCUUUCAAGGACACCCCGCGGUUUGAUAAAUUCAUCUCGCAAACUAUUGGGGCCGAAGCAAUCAAAGACAAUCCUCUCUGUUAUAGAUCCACCGCCAAAACCAAAGCUUUUUAGACCCAUUAUACCAAUCGUAGAGUCUUUGCAUGAUAUGUGUGGACAAGACAAAAAAGGCUUGAAGGACUCUGGGUGUAAACUCCUUUUCGGAGAUUUAGUAGAUAAAAACUACAAGGGAGAUUGCCGCGUUUUUUCAUACAAUGUGGUGGGUACAAAGAGUUCAAAGUCAGAUGGAAAUAUUUUCUCAAAGUUAAGGCUCUACUCUGAGAGUAAAACUGAAAAGAAGCGUAUCGUAUUGCGAGAAGUCGCAACAGACAAGGUUGACGCUGCCUUGCUAGUGCCAACAUGUGUUCGCCAUGAAGUUUAUAUUUCAAAUGAGCACGAUGAGGUUGAUUAUAAUUCAAUAAAGGAGUUGUGCGCAAUAAAUGGUUCAAGGGAAUCUUUGAUGAAGAAGUUAGGAUAUAGUGAAUGGUCAAAUAGAAUUCGCAGACAAUUGAGAAUUGGAUUUUGGGGCAUACCUACCAAAAUGUUUGUCUAUUCCCUCUUUUACUCUGGAAGGGUGCGCAAGGAUUUCAGAGUACGUCGUGUUGCUCUUAGCAUAUCAAAGCUCGCACCGUCAAACCAUCUCUUGUACACCAAGAUAUUCGAACCAGAUAUAAAUUCAGUUUUGGGAAAGUCUAGAGCGUGGGACAAGCAACGAUCAAAGUCAUUUGACUCCCAAACUGAUUCUUAUUCAUCGGAACUAAUGCAAGGAUACAUGACAGAGCUGCAUUCUGCUCCAACGGAAGAAACCAAUAUUUCACAGGUUAUUGCAGCGUAUACCAAAGUAGCACUUGGAAAGGGGCAUUUGGCCUCACAAGGCACUUUUUCAGAUGUUAAAAUUCUUAAUUUCAAUAGUGCUCCAUGCACAGUUGCAUCGCAGUCGGAAAAUAAAAGAAAGGCUCAGCCAAUUGAUGUUACACCAAAACAGCAGAGACCAAGACAAUAUGAGCAAGUAGACAAGGGUGAGAUUCCAAUGCAAUUCCGUGCUCGUCCAAUGGAGAGCCCGCAAGUGAUGCGACGACCGCCACCAGUGCAAAUGUACAAUGUGCCUCCUCAAGUAAUGAAUAACAAAAUCAUAUACAACCAAAUGCCAAUGGGAUCACCGCCUCAACUACCUAUUCAGCAACAUUGGCCAACGGAAGAGGAAAUGUAUCACUAUAGAUUUAACGACAACACUCGUCAGCACCGUUAG